Labeo rohita (rohu) is the source of this 1921-nucleotide messenger RNA. RefSeq names its product retinol dehydrogenase 14a (gene rdh14a). Bases 30 to 890 code for a protein of 286 amino acids. The record is from RefSeq and is a predicted model, not a curated record. Lineage: Eukaryota; Metazoa; Chordata; Actinopteri; Cypriniformes; Cyprinidae. The transcript is spliced from 2 exons.
AUUUUAAACAUUCGGAUGAAGGCGUCGAUAUGCUGCGGGGCAAAACUAUUAUCGUGACCGGGGCAAACAGUGGCAUUGGAAAAGCCACGGCCACGGAGCUCCUGCGGCGUCAGGGCCGAGUGAUCAUGGCAUGUAGGGACCGAGAACGGGCGGAGAAAGCAGCCCAGGAGAUCCAGCAGGAGGCCGGACCAGACCAAGGGGAACUAGUGAUCAGACUCUUGGACCUGGCGUCGCUUAAAUCUGUCCGUAGUUUUUGCGAAGAGAUAAUCAAGGAAGAGUCAAGGAUUGACAUCCUGAUUAACAACGCUGGAAUCUACCAGUGUCCUUACACCAAAUCAGAAGAUGGGUUCGAAAUGCAGUUCACUGUCAAUCAUCUGGGUCACUUCCUUCUCACUAACCUCCUGUUGGAUCUCCUCAAACGCUCUGCUCCUAGCCGGAUCAUUGUAGUGUCCUCCAAGCUCUACAAGUACGGUGAAAUAAACUUCGAUGACCUGAACAGCGAGCAGAGCUACGAUAAAGCCUUUGCUUAUGCACGGAGUAAACUAGCCAAUCUUCUAUUCACCCUGGAGCUCUCGCACCAACUCGAGGAGACCGGAGUGACAGUAAAUGCUCUCACCCCAGGGAUUGUGAGGACUAACCUGGGCAGGCAUGUCCACAUCCCACUGCUGGUGAAGCCACUACUUAACCUAGCUUCACGGGCCUUCUUCAAGUCCCCCGAGGAAGGUGCGCAGACGUCUAUCUAUCUGGCCUGCUCUCCGGAUGUGGAGGGCGUUCAGGGGAAGUGCUUUGCUAACUGUCAUGAAGAGAAGCUGUUAGCUAAGGCCACAGAUGAAGAGGUGGCCAAGAAACUCUGGGAUAUCAGUGAGGUGAUGGUGGGCAUCACAACCUGAAAUCUUAUAGAUUUAAGAAUUUAAGUCCAUGAUUGUUUCAAAAUCUGAAAAAGUAUUUUGAAAAGACGUUGUCUUGGAAAGAAAACAUGCAAAAUAUAUGCUUAUAUCCACAGGAGGGAGCUGUUUUUGCCAUUUCUUUUGCUUUGAAAUGCCAAUUGUAAAGUUGCAACUAGCUUGUUAGUUCUGCUGCAAGAGUAACAAUGUUUCCCUAAAUCCUGAUUAGUCAGGUUCAUAGAUUUCAAAACUGCAUUUGUUCACAUGUUAAGACUAGAUGUAACCUAAAUGGGUUAUUAACUGGAGAAUUACCACAAAUUAUAUAGUUUACAAAGACUAAACCCUUUAUCUGACUAAAAAUGUGCGCACAUAGUACUGAGAAGUUUUUGUGAUUGCAAUAUUCUGCCUAAAUUCUGCUCUAUUGUUGCACUUUUUCUGCUUUCAGGAGUGAAGCAGUUAACACUGCAUUUGAUUUGCACUUCUCUUACUGAAGAUCAGUGGAGAGACAUUUACAGUUACAGUACUUAAUAAAGAUGCAUUAAACAAAGCAAGAGUACAGUAGUAUCUCAGUUCUGAUUAUACAUUAUAUUGUAUAACCGUUAACUCUAAAUUCCCCUACAGUAUACAAUGCAUUUGAAAUAUAAAAUGGCGAGAUGCUGAUCUGUGCUAUUGUGAUGGUAUACACACUUUUGACAAAACUGCACAAAGAAAAAUAUUUUAAGCUCAGGCCUAUUUUUUAAAAUAAAAUUGUUUUAGUUACUGGAAAUAAAAUAUAUCUAUUAUUUAUAUAUAAUAAAACAUUUUAUUUUCAUAAGACGGCUUUGAAAUACAUACGCAUUCUGAUUUAUCUAACUAUAUGUGUGUAUAUAACUAUAUGUGUGGUACUGCUAAUUAUAAACUGUUAUACAUUCUAAAUUCCAUGUAUUUAUCAUUGUAAUCUUGCAGUACCUUUUAUUUUUGUGGGGUUUUUUUCUUUGAAAAAGGAAAUGCUUUGGGGAGCCUUCUUGGUCUAAUAAAUAAAUAUCAUGCUGUACAAA